CUACAAGCCCUUCCCGCCUCUUUUGGCAUCAUUUAGCGACCAGCCGACGAACUGCAUUUCUGUGAAAUUAUAUUUGCUUGUGAAAUUGAACUGUUUUAAUUAAAUAACAAGAUGGUCUACGCGUCGUUGUCCUCAGGAGUCAUUGAUCGCAUCAUGCAUGGCGAGGACGUCUCCAAGCCGGUGCUCCAGAUUCUAGCGAUCAAGAAAAUCAACAGCAACGAGGACUCUGAGCGCUUUCGCAUCAUGAUCUCUGACGGCAAGUACUUUAACAGCCACGCCAUGCUGGCCAGCCAGCUGAACGAGAUGCAGCAAAAGGGCCAGCUGGACGAGUUCACCAUUGUGCAGUUGGACAAGUAUGUGACUUCCAUGGUGGGCAAGGACGGCGCUGGCAAGCGCGUGCUUAUCAUCUCAGAAUUGACGGUUCUCAAUGCUGGCGCCGAAGUGAAGGUUAAAAUCGGUGAGCCAGUCAACUACGAGAAUGCCUCCUAACAGGAUCCGGCAGCACCUUCUCAGACUGCUGCUGCUGUCAAAAAGGAGCCCGCCCUUCGAUAUUUCCGAGAAGUCGUCAUUGUCCUCCAGCAUCGCCGGAUCAUAGUGGUCUAGCUCCGGCAUGGGCCGGUAGUCGUUCUCCAUGUUGUCCCCGAACAGCUCCUCGCCAUCCUCCUCCGUUUCGUUCCGCACCGUCUGAUCCCCCAAAAUCUAAUUUUCAUUCUCGAACGACUCGAAGUCACCCAUCCAGCGACGUCAUUGCCACUCGCAUCUCGCGGCGCUCGGCGGCGGCGUCGUUGGGCGUAUUUGGUGGAGCUGAACUGGGAUUGUCCAUGUUGUUUGUGCGUCUUUUGUGAUUGGAGUUCUCUUGGAAUCUGUUUUUUCUUUUUUGUGCUCCCGAUCUCUUGUUAUAGCGACGCGUGCGAAUUGCGCGGGAAAAGUGCUGCCAAAUGAUAGAAACCAGGGUUGCAACUUUAGAUUUCCAUACAGAACUACAGUGCAGCACAAUUACAGCAACGUACAGGGAAGUGGGGAUAAAUUAUAUUUUGCUGUUUAAAUUUAGUCCAUUUAAAAUAAUAAUGCUAUUUAAAUUAUUAAGGAUAUGUGUAUGAUUUGCCAUGUAUUUUAACUAUCUUUAUUUAAUGUCAUAUCUAUUCAAAAACAGAUAAAAUAAUAUCAAUUU
This is a messenger RNA of Drosophila serrata, 1171 nucleotides long. RefSeq names its product replication protein A 70 kDa DNA-binding subunit-like. Gene Ontology annotation, biological process: DNA replication. The record is from RefSeq and is a predicted model, not a curated record. Lineage: Eukaryota; Metazoa; Arthropoda; Insecta; Diptera; Drosophilidae. Gene Ontology annotation, molecular function: DNA binding. Gene Ontology annotation, cellular component: nucleus.